AUGUUACGUAUAUUCGUGUUUUUCUUUCUGGUGCAAACAGUGAUCUUUUCUGUCUCCAGCCCUCCGGUGUCAAUAUCUGAUGAUCAACGCAUCCAACACGCUAGUCAAACACUGAAUGCUUUACAACGUCUACUCGAUUUUUUCGAAAAUGAUGCCAAAGAUAUUAAUCCUGAUGGAGUAUUUUGCUUACGCGUCGCACAAGGUCAAUUGAAUGCGCUUAGUCAAUCGCUCGAUUCCUCAACGCAACUGACUGACCAAAAGCAUAUCAUUCAAUCAUUCUCGACUCGAAUUGAUCGUAUAGUAAAGAAAAGUAUUCAACAAUUGGUUGAUACAGAUUCAGCCUACUUUAAAAGAUUUAGUCGUCUUAUUUCACGAGAAUUUGUGGUAGAAUAUCGCCCGAGAAAACUUAAUCAAACGCUGAUUGAACGUAAUCAAGAGAAAGAUUCGUUUUUCGAUGCUGAACUCUCCGAUCAAUGCUUUAGCGAACUACUUAGUCAGAUGAAUGCUCCUUCAUGCUCGAUAAGUAAUUUAUGCUGGAAGAAAAUGACCGCACAAAUGACCAGCUCGUAUCGUUUAACUCAUCAAUUACUCUGGCUGUUGAUUGCACAAGAUGUCCAUUGUCAGAAUGCAGAUCUCGUAUCAAAUCGUUCGUAUUUAGAAGAUUUCUUUUGUGCAAAUAUUUAUGAAGAUGCAAAUUUCAAUAUCAACAAUCAUAUCUGUCAAGAUUUAUUUCUCGAACAACUCUUGUUGUGUUCCGUUAUCGGUUACGAAGAGUUCCUACGUUCUGACUGGUUAGGCACGAUUCUAACAUGGCAAGACCCGCAGUAUAACUGUUUUAAUAACGCAUCAGAAGUGAGUAUCUCUUCUCGACAUUUAUUAGUCGAACAAAUCAUGGCUCAUGAAUGUUUAUCACAUAAAAGUGGAUUAGCAGCAGGUGUGCUAGCGACAUACGCACGAUAUUAUUUACAAUAA
This is a messenger RNA of Adineta ricciae, 972 nucleotides long. The record is from the annotation of a GenBank genome assembly. Lineage: Eukaryota; Metazoa; Rotifera; Eurotatoria; Adinetida; Adinetidae.